This is a messenger RNA of Pyrus x bretschneideri (Chinese white pear), 984 nucleotides long. Its product is annotated as signal peptide peptidase-like 2. The record is from RefSeq and is a predicted model, not a curated record. Gene Ontology annotation, biological process: membrane protein proteolysis. Gene Ontology annotation, molecular function: aspartic endopeptidase activity, intramembrane cleaving. Gene Ontology annotation, cellular component: lumenal side of endoplasmic reticulum membrane; Golgi-associated vesicle membrane; lysosomal membrane. Bases 16 to 969 code for a protein of 317 amino acids. NCBI's taxonomy places the organism in Eukaryota, Viridiplantae, Streptophyta, Magnoliopsida, Rosales, Rosaceae. The transcript has 9 exons.
AUCCUUUUGGUCUUCAUGGAGUGCCACUGUGCCAGAGAAGCGGCUAUUGAACAUGAAAGGCUAUUAAAGGAUGCCGCUGAUGAAAUCCCACGUGCCAAAACUCCUUUAGGUGCUAGUGUAGUAGACAUCAGCACAACGUCAGCAGUCUUGUUGGUUGUUAUUGCUUCAUGCUCCUUGGUUAUACUGUACAAGCUUAUGUCAUCCUGGUUCGUCGUGCUUUUGGUGGUUCUUUUCUGCAUAGGUGGCGUAGAGGGAUUGCAAACUUGCUUGGUUGCAUUGUUGUUGAGGUGGUUCAAACGUACUGGAGAAUUGUACAUUAAAGUACCUAUCUUGGGAGCAGUCUCAUACCUAACUUUGGCUGUUUGUCCGUUCUGCAUAACAUUUGCUGUUCUUUGGGGAGUUUAUCGCAACCUUUCCUUUGCCUGGAUUGGUCAAGAUAUACUUGGAAUUGCGUUGAUAAUCACAGUUCUUCAAAUUGUUCGAACACCUAAUCUGAAGGUGGGUACGGUCCUCCUCAGUUGCGCCUUCCUGUAUGACAUCUGUUGGGUGUCUGUUUCUAAGAAGUUGUUCCAUGAAAGCGUGAUGAUUGUGGUAGCUCGUGGCGACAAAAGUGGAGAGGAUGGUAUUCCAAUGCUACUAAAGAUCCCACGCAUGUUCGACCUAUGGGGUGGUUUCAGCAUCAUAGGAUUUGGUGACAUCCUAUUACCAGGCCUGCUUGUAGCAUUCUCGCUCAGGUAUGAUUGGUUGGCAAAUAAGACUCUCCGUGCUGGAUACUUCAUUUGGGCAAUGAUUGCUUAUGGAUUAGGUCUUCUCAUCACGUAUGUGGCAUUAAACUUGAUGGAUGGGCAUGGCCAACCAGCCCUUCUUUAUAUUGUUCCAUUUACACUUGGUAAAUCCCUUUCCUUCUCGUUCACCAUAAACCUAGUCCAAUGUCACUCUGCCAUUUAUAGUUUAUUAACACAUGAAUAAAGCCCAAGAGGCAUC